Filobasidium floriforme is the source of this 3208-nucleotide messenger RNA. RefSeq names its product RNA polymerase I-specific transcription-initiation factor-domain-containing protein. The transcript has 10 exons. Gene Ontology annotation, biological process: nucleolar large rRNA transcription by RNA polymerase I. Gene Ontology annotation, molecular function: RNA polymerase I transcription regulatory region sequence-specific DNA binding; RNA polymerase I general transcription initiation factor binding. Lineage: Eukaryota; Fungi; Basidiomycota; Tremellomycetes; Filobasidiales; Filobasidiaceae. The record is from RefSeq and is a predicted model, not a curated record. The coding region runs from base 1 to 2910 and encodes 969 amino acids. Gene Ontology annotation, cellular component: RNA polymerase I core factor complex.
AUGGAUUGGCCCGCAUCGACCACCGAUAUCGGUGUGGUCGAACGGCAGAACCGGCACAAGGGUCGGCAGAAGACUCGACGUAUCGCUCGAUACGACAAGUCGGCCGGUCUCGUGAGGGAACAACGAGAAGUCAAGAGCAGAAGGCCUUACAUCCUAGCGGGGCCUAUCCUGGACUAUGGAGCUGAUGGACCCGCCACCUUGGGAAAAGUCAACGCCUCGGUCGAUGCGAGCAGGAAGGGAAAGGAGAGGGAACGGUGGGAAUGGAAAUAUGCAACGGCUGAGAGGGACGAGGAGCGCUACAAGUUUCGAGCCGAUACGCCUUCCAGGCUAUUUCCGCCGACCUGGAAAUCGUCUGCUACUCCUCUUCAACCUGAACCUGCAUCGGAGGAUAUAGCCGCAUCGAAUGCCGCACGGGCUGCAGAAGUGGUCCGCAAACAAGAAAUCGCCGAAGCUAUGGCUGGUCUAGAGGGAAUGGCGGGUAUCGAUAGCGCUCUCUUGGAGACUCUGUUUGAUGAAACGCCCCUGCAAGCUAGUCGGCCCCAGAACCGACCGGAAGACCAAGAGGACACCCACGUACUGCCUGUCGGGGUGGGUAAUCGUCUCGCGCACGAAGUAGAAGGACAGGUCGAAACAGAAGAUCAAAAGGAUUUGGGCAACCCGAAUAAGCUGGCAGUCUUGUCUUUCGCCGGUUCGCGUGCGGAACUGGAUCCGGUCUACUUUCUGGCCUUUCCUUCUGGCGAAGAUAGACGUAGCCUCAAUAUCUCGCCUUUCAGGAAAGCCCGGAACCGAGCAGGAAAGAUGGAUAUGGCUUUUUGUCCGACAGCAGCGCCGUGCAUGGUCUUUCCAAGCCCAAUACUGCAAAUCUCGGUCUCUUGUGCUCAUGCAGCUCGGACUUCCGCUAGAAACACAGUUUACCUAGCGAUACGCCUCGAGAUGUUUACAUAUAUCGUCUCGGUCGACGUCGUCUUGGAUCUGCAAAUCUUCAGGUCCAGCACCCUUCGAAGUCGGCUAUUCCCGUUGGGUAUGUCUCCGGUUCAAGUUCGAGAGGUUGACAGGAUCGACCUGGCGAGGACGAAAGGUGCCAGACAUAUGGACGUCGCCAUGCAUCCGACCAAAAGAAGGGAGUGUGUGAUCGUGGAUGACACCGGGAAGCUUUGGCGGUGGAGGAUGGUCACCAACCGAACUUUCGCCGAGGUCAGCACAUAUGGCAAAGUCUCCAAAUUCGGAAGGUCCCGGGUUAAAAGCGAUGAAAGCUUCUAUCGGUUAGCUUGGCAUGAGUGGGAGCGCAAUCUGAUCGUGAUCACCUCCAAAACGGUCGAAAUUGUGGACACAGCGACCGGAGCGAGCCGCCGAGUGAUCGAUUUCGUGAACUCUUCUACAAGAAUUCUUGAUCUUUAUUCCAACUUCGACCUGGACCAGGCGACUUAUGCAGCCAUCUUGACGACCGAAACCAUCGUUUGGUUCGACCCCGCGCACGACGGCCGGAUCAUGCUAUCCUGGAAGCAUUAUUUGCCGAAAUCCGACAGCCUUCGCUUGCUGGUCGUGCCGUCAGCCAAACGAAUGACUGUAGCUGUUCUGUCGUUGAAGCGUGGCAUACUCACAGCCUUUCCGGUUGAGGAGUCAGGAUCUAUCUUGAGGAUCUUGGUUCAGCCUUACGACAUACUCGCUUCCGCUUGCCUCGAAGCGGGCCAAGCCCUGGACAACGCUGCUCUAGUGAGCCUGAUGCGUGGCUCUCGUGUCACGUGGCAUCUUCUAUCCAUGACCGAAACUGGGGAAGUCGCAGGAGCUGGUUUCAUGUUGAAUGAAGAAGCCCACCGCGGGUUUAAUUCUUCGUUCGAGAGCAAAUGGUCUGGCGCUGUUGGAAAACUGGACCCUACGUCUGACGCCGUGGAGCAUGUUCACCACCCGAUGAAGGACCUAGAAGAUGAUAUACCAACCAAAGAGAGGGAUAUGCAACGGUUCUGGAAUUCUUUAACGACACGGGCACAGGCAGAACGGGGAAGACCACUGCGAACUGACGAGAUGAGACGCCUUGUCAUGGAUCAGGAAGAGCUGUAUGGCAUGGGAAUACUCACAGGUCUGGACGUUGCGGCUAUGGUUAAUGACGACGAGGAGAAAGACGUGUUGAUCGGUUCGCCGUACCUCAGAGGCUACGACCUGGAGGCCGCCGAUCAGGCGCAUAGGCUGCAAGAGGAGCUGGAUCGUUUCUCCGAAUCUAAAUUGGCUAGGAAGAUACAAACCUUGUCGUCUCCGGUUCGAACGAGCCAGACCGUACCUCAGUCCGACCCUUCGAUUGAGGUAUCUCCAAAUGGGCAAGAUGGCGCAGUGGACGAACCCGCUUUCGCAAGGCUUGCAGCUAGACGCCUCGCGAUAGACCUCCAGCUCAGCAGGACGGCCAUACCGACAGAUGACAGGCUGUCGAUACAAUCUAUCAUGGCAGAAGGGUUGGUUGUGCAUGAUCUGCCACAAGAAAUGGCGUCCGGACCCAAGGGCCCAGAAUUGAACUACCUGCGUAGGAAGCCAAAACUACAAUCGAGGACAGAGGAUACGCGGAUGAAAGAAAACAAGGCUGCAACGAUGACAGCUCUUCUGGCCCAGUGGGGCAUAGGGACCGAUCCUACAGGAUAUGCCUGGCCGGGUAUUACUUCGCACAUAACUGGUACGAGGGUAGUAGUGGAACCGAAAGUUGCGGCGCCACCCCCAGAGCGUCUGCAGCCCGUCCGGCCUUUCGCACCAGAGAUGCAGACCCAGCCGAUAUUCGAAAGUAGGAGGCGGGAUCCUCUCAUGAGCAGUCAAAGUCAAGGGGCCGACGAGAUGGCUUCUACGCAGAUGCUACCCGGCCCUUUCGCAAACCGAAACACCGUGUCUUUCCGGCGGGGAGGGGCAAAGAAGCGGACGAUCGGAUUCUAGGCCUCAUCGGGAACAACUUUGCGCAAGAGCAGAACGAUUUGAUUGUCUGCGUCAAACCACUGUAUCCUCGACCUUGUUCAUGAGCUUGUCAAUCUGUAGAUGUCGCUCCUUCUCAUGCCGAUGGCAUAGCUUGAUAAACCACCCUUCUUGGAACGACCAAGUAAAACUGGUCAUACACUUGAUGUUGAAAAGCACUUACCAUUCGUUCAUUUCGACCAUAAGAAACGUGGCAUUUAUUGCCCACGACGCGACUCCUGAUCGAUCGAUUACGAGAAUGUAGCAGGACCUCCACGGAUCC